AGAUGCACAUCAGAAAUUAUUCUUACAGUUGUUACUUAACACAAGAGUCAAUUUUGUCAACGUUUUAAAGACAAUAAUAAAUUAAUUUAUUUUUUUAAAUAAAUCUUAUACAGGAAAUAUUUAUCCUUUAAAUAAACAACAUGAAAUUGAUGCUAGUCUUUGGUUUAUUCGCUUUUGUUGCUUGCACAUUGGCUGCUCCUCAAAAAGAUGUGGAAAUUAUUUCUCAAAAUAGUGAUGUGAACAUUGACUCCUACAAGUUUGAUUUUGCCACCAGUGAUGGUACUUCACGCACUGAGGAAGGUGUUAUCAAAAAUGCCGGUACCGACAAUGAAGUUUUAGAGGUAAAGGGCAGUUUCACAUGGACUGCUCCCGAUGGUCAAACCUAUACAGUUAAUUUCAUAGCCGAUGAAAAUGGUUUCCAACCUGAAGGUGCCCAUAUACCAAAAUAGACCAAACACUAACUUACUGCAUAAAAAAGUAUCUAAAUCAAAAUAACAAACCAUUACAAAAAAAAAGAAUACUCUCUAUAUAAUUUCCGACUUUAUCCAUCCAUCGUACUAUGUAAAAAAAUAAUGUCUUGUUAUGUUUUUGUAAAAAAUUAUUAUUUUUUAUUUUAAUUUUAUUUUGUUUUUGUAAAUAUGUUUAUCCUGUAAAUAAAAACAAUGUUAAUUUAAGGAGUGAAUAAUUUCAGUCAGUGUUGAAAAAAAAAAUAUA
This is a messenger RNA of Lucilia cuprina (Australian sheep blowfly), 714 nucleotides long. RefSeq names its product endocuticle structural protein SgAbd-6-like. The transcript is spliced from 3 exons. The record is from RefSeq and is a predicted model, not a curated record. Gene Ontology annotation, molecular function: structural constituent of chitin-based larval cuticle. Lineage: Eukaryota; Metazoa; Arthropoda; Insecta; Diptera; Calliphoridae. Bases 141 to 449 code for a protein of 102 amino acids. Gene Ontology annotation, cellular component: chitin-based extracellular matrix.